This is a messenger RNA of Polyodon spathula (Mississippi paddlefish), 3074 nucleotides long. It is a transcript of the gene adgrg7.1, whose product is annotated as adhesion G protein-coupled receptor G7, tandem duplicate 1. The record is from RefSeq and is a predicted model, not a curated record. Gene Ontology annotation, cellular component: membrane. Gene Ontology annotation, molecular function: G protein-coupled receptor activity. Bases 1 to 2430 code for a protein of 809 amino acids. The transcript has 16 exons. Gene Ontology annotation, biological process: G protein-coupled receptor signaling pathway; cell surface receptor signaling pathway. Lineage: Eukaryota; Metazoa; Chordata; Actinopteri; Acipenseriformes; Polyodontidae.
AUGGUAACAAUUUCAGCAGCACUCAACAUGCCUGUGGUUUUCUGUAGCAGGACCUUGUUUAUUGGUGGAUCUUUUGGAAUUAUAACUGUGGCUCUUUGGGGUGCUUGCAUUUGGCAGAUAUUACUGAGGUUUAAGCCAGACUCGUCCGUUACUCCCACUUCCCCCUCUCCUUUUCCUUCUCCCACCCCGACUCCAAUCCCCUGCACCUGUUUGAACAAUGGAACAUGCCAGAAUGGGGAAUGCAUUUGUCCAAACGAAUGGCAAGGAGAUCAGUGCCAGACUGCGUACUUCUGUGAGAGCAGCACGGACAACUCCACUGAAGUACUCAGCUUCAACAGGAUCCUCAUUGGCUUUUCCGGCUACUCCAAUGAGAGGUGUGAGCCACAAACUGCCAAUGCCGGUGUUCCCAAGGCAACCCGGAGCUGUUCAGAAAAUGUGUCUGGAGUCCCUGUUCUGAGUUUACCACAUAUUGUGAACUGCAAUGACAACCUGGAAAAUCUUGCACAGCAGGUCAAUGAAAAAGUGACAGCAGAAAGGCUACUGGAGAUUGCAAAGGAGUCUCAGAUUCUGACUUCACAGCCAGAGAAACUGACAGCUCAUAACAUCACCAGCGCUGCUGAGAUAGUUAGCCAGAUCCUCAAUACAACAAUCAAUGACACUGAGCAAGCCGCAGCUGCAGCAGUUACUACUAUCAGUCAACUACUGGAUGCGAGUGAUGUUGAGUUCAGCAAGGUCAUCAACAUAACCUACGUUACACAAAGUCUGACAGAGAGCCUGGAGGCAUUCUCCCGGGACAAAGGCACUAAUGAUACGAAGGUGGUUCAGCCAAACCUGGCAGUGCUGUCUGCCACUGUGGAUUCUGCAUCGACUAAAGGAGUUCAGUUCACCGCUGUCAGAGGCACUGACAACACCUUGAUCUCCAGACUCAUAACCCUAAACCUCACUUCGUCCCAGCUGACAGUCAACAAAGAUGCAGAAGUUCAGAUUUUCAUCGACGUCUCUUCAGAUAACAUGAAGAAGGAUAUAUGGAUUAGCAAGAAGAAAACAUUUGACUGUUUUCUUUCUUUUGCAGGUACAAAGGAGACUGGCCAGUUUGGUUUUGUGCUUUACCAAAACGACAAGUUCUUUAAGUCCAAGAUAUAUCGUAGCACCAUGAGCAUCAGCAGGAGGGUAAUCUCUGGGAGUGUUGCCAAUGGAGGGCCGAACAAUGUCGAUCUUCUUUUCAAUCCAAGGGACUUAAAUGGUGUUAUCCUGUAUGACUAUGCCUGCGUGUUCUGGGACUACAACAAAGAUGACUGGAGUACAGAAAACUGCUCAAAGAGGACAGAUGAGGAUGCGAAUCUGAGAUGUCACUGCAAUCAUACCACAAAUUUUGCUGUGUUAAUGACCUUCAAGAACAAUUAUACUUAUUCUGAACCCCUGAACUGGAUAACAUAUAUGGGAUGUGGACUCUCAGGUGCAGGGCUCUGUGUUACUAUUUUAUAUCAUGUGUUGACCAGGAAGUCUCGUAAGACAAAAUCCACAAUGCCUCUGGUUAGCAUAUGCUCGUGCAUGUUGAUUGUCAACAUUCUCUUUAUCACUGGGAUUGGCAACCCCAACGCCAAUGAAGUGUCCAGGAGAUCUAAUAGUAGCGUGAACACCUUGCUGUCCUCAGACCUGCACCCUCUGCCUGACAAGGGCAGUUGCACAGCUGUUACUGCCCUGCUGCACUACUUUCUGCUGGGAACCUUUGCCUGGACGUCGCUGUAUGCUGUCCAGAUGUACAUGAGUCUUGUCAAUGUGUUUUCUCAGCCCCCCCAACACUUCUCAAUGAUUAUAAUAGGAAUUGGCUGGGGUCUUCCUGCAGUGGUGGUAGCUAUAACAUUGGGAGCCACUUAUCGGAUUAACAACCCAUUAAACUAUCGGCAAGAGGAGUUCUGCUGGUUGGCAGCACUGGAUAGAGAGGGGAAUUUUGACAUCACAAAGCCAAUGCUGUGGGGCUUCCUGCUUCCUGUGGCCAUAAUUCUCAUAUUUAACAGUGUUGUCUUUGUGAGCGUGAUGACCUGUGCUUUGUUCAAGAAGACUGCUUUAACUAGCACUAAACGGCAAUCAUACCUGAAGAAGCUGAUAAGCAGCAUAUCUGUGGCAGUGGUGCUGGGGAUAACCUGGGUCCUGGGCUAUCUGAUGCUAAUUGACCAUGAUAACACACGACUCGUCUUCAGUUACGUAUUCUGCAUUAUAAACACCACUCAGGGGCUUCAGAUUUUCAUUUUCUUCACAGCUCGAGAUUCAGUCUUCCAAAGGAAGAUGACAGCCAUCGUUAGCUCAAUCUCGCCACUUGAAUUUCACCUGCAUUCAAAGAAAUUUGUGAUAAAAAGGAAACAGCAGGAUCAUGUCAGUGAAAGCUACAAGCAGCUUGAGGGCCUUUCCUCUACCACUUCCACAGGUUAGCCUUCCUCAGGCUCUAAAAACAUACAGCGGGGGCCAUGCAUUGUCAUGUCACUCAACUGCUACUGUUUGGUGUGUGUGGUAUCUAAACCUUCAAAAAGAGCUUAUUUUAUUCAGUUGUUUGCCCUGAGACUUUUUGAACAACUUAAAAGGUAGAUGAUGUCUUUAUAAUCAACACUCUCCCUGAUCCGCCUAUCACUUCAGCUUUAUGGUCUAGUUUUUUCCUUCUUGGUAACAUUCCAUUUCAUUUUUAAGAAACAUGUGCUUAAUCAUUUUGGUUAAACGUGUACAGGGCUACAGUGUACUUGCAAACACACUAAUGCUUUUGGAAUCUGGCUCUUAGAGAGCGUUCUGUCUUUGUCCUUCUGCUUGGAGAUCAGAAAAGGCAAGAAUAAAAUUAAACCACAACACACCAAAAAAUGGAUAUACAUUCAACAUUAGCUAUAAAUGUGAUGUAUGGCGUUUCCUUUUGGAAAAGCAAGUUUGUAUACUAUAUCAAGAACAGCAUUCUGUGUGCAAUGCACUAGAUCCCCAUUAUACAUCCAAAUAAUGAGUUUCAUUGGAAACUUAGUUGUAUUUCUGAAAGGAGAAUCCGCCCCUUAAUCAGAUACGUAAUGCUCCAUUCAUUUUCCCUUCUAUCCAGACAA